CAGUUGCGUUGAUGCGUUAAUUUCUCGUAUAAAUAGAAAUAACAAUUUCAACAUCAACAUCAUUCGAUUGCGUUCAGUUCAGUGGACCACAGCCAAACAGCAAAAAAAAUAUAAAUUUUUUGAUAAUAAUUCAUAAUUUGGUUACACCGAAAAUGAAAAUCGCAUUCGUCACUUUGUGCCUUGUGGCAGCCGUUGCCGCAAUUCCUUUGCAACAGCAACGCCUGAGACGUGAUGUCUCCGAAAUUGUAGCGGAACCUUUGAAUGAAUACCUGCCGCCAGCAUCUGAGGCUGCUGAACCACAAAACAUUUAUUUGCCACCUGUGGAAUCGGUUACCGAACCAGCAGAGCCAGUUGCCGAAGAAGAAGUUCCAAUUGCAGAAGUUAACAGUGCCGUAGAACCUGAAGUCGUCGAAGCCGCUACCGAAGCAGUACCCGAGUCGGCCGUGCUCGGCGAGAAUGGCUAUGAAUACCGUACCGUACGCAAGCUCCGUUUCCGUCAGCGCCGCGACGUAUCACACUUAAACCUCGGUUACUUGCCACCAAUAGCAAAUGCCAAGCUAGCCAACAGUUAUUUGCCACCUAAUUUAGAUGUGCCCGAGGAGAUUCCACAACUGAAAAUUGCCAAUGAAUAUUUGCCACCUGUCAAUGAAGAGGUCCCCGUUGAAGAACCCACAGCCGAGGCUGUUGAAACUGAAGCACCAGAGACAGAAGCACCAACCACCGAAGCAGUCGCAACAACAACCGAGGCAGCCACCACAACUGAAUCAGCACCUGUGGAAUCAGCCGUAUUCGCUGAUGAUGGUUAUCACUACAGAAAGCCCGCAGUGUUGCCCGACUUGGGUUUGUUGCCGUUGGUUAAAGUAGCCGAACCAGACGCAGCACCAGAGGCUGUAGCUGAGCCAGAACCUGUACAGGAUACAGAAGUCAUUGAUUCAGAACCCGAACCAGUUGUAGAGCAAGAGCCCGAACCAGUUGAAGUAUCCGAGCCAGUAAUUGCUGCUGAGCCCGAACGCGCCUACUUGCCGCCACUAGAAGAGGGUGUGGUCGAAGCUGAGGGUCCAGAGGGUGAGACAGCUGCUUUGCUCGAUGAUGGCUAUCACUACCGUGUGGUCAAACGUGUUCGAUUGUUUUAGAGCUAUGCUAAAUAAGUACAGUUAUUAGAAUAUUAAGAUUUUAGCGAUUUUAUUUUCUAUCUUCCGAUUUAAUUUUAAUCUUUUUACUUAUCCAUAAAUUGUUGACUUAUUUGUAGCACACAUUCUCAACAAUCACACCAACACUUAUAUAUUUAGUUAUUGAAAUUGGUUAUUCAUCUUAUAUACAUAUAUGGAAAAUACACAUACAUAUUUACAAGACAAA
Zeugodacus cucurbitae (melon fly) is the source of this 1356-nucleotide messenger RNA. RefSeq names its product fibrous sheath CABYR-binding protein. NCBI's taxonomy places the organism in Eukaryota, Metazoa, Arthropoda, Insecta, Diptera, Tephritidae. The transcript is spliced from 2 exons. Bases 153 to 1133 code for a protein of 326 amino acids. The record is from RefSeq and is a predicted model, not a curated record.